Messenger RNA from Trichomycterus rosablanca, 1966 nucleotides. RefSeq names its product glypican 1b (gene gpc1b). The transcript is spliced from 9 exons. Gene Ontology annotation, cellular component: extracellular region; synapse; plasma membrane. Gene Ontology annotation, biological process: cell migration; regulation of protein localization to membrane; negative regulation of fibroblast growth factor receptor signaling pathway. The record is from RefSeq and is a predicted model, not a curated record. Gene Ontology annotation, molecular function: fibroblast growth factor binding. Bases 300 to 1916 code for a protein of 538 amino acids. NCBI's taxonomy places the organism in Eukaryota, Metazoa, Chordata, Actinopteri, Siluriformes, Trichomycteridae.
AGAUUUAUUACAGCGCGCAACAGCUGAUCUGAUCUGAUAACAUGCUUAUUAAUAUUAUUUUCUUCCAAAUUGUAAAUAAUAACAGCACGAGAUCUGAAUAAAUAAAUAAAUAAAUACAUAAAUAAAUAAGAAAUAAGAACACCGGCGCGGUGGAUCAGACUAACAGGAGCCGCAGAGUGAACUGAGAAUCGAGCGCUUUCUUUCCCGGAGCGCAACUUGGAAAACACGCAGGAUAACAGGAUAAACAACCGUACGUGUGGGAAUCUCUGUCUGUUUGAUUUUCGGAUCUGGGAAGCAGGAUGGAUGCGCGUUCGGUGCUGGUGUUGUGCGUCCUGGCCGGUUCCGUGACGGCGGACAGUAAAGCUCGGAGCUGCGCAGAUUUCCGACAGUUCUACUCCGCUAAAGGCUUCAAUCUGAACGGAGUCCCGCAGACUCAAAUGUCCGGUGAGCACUUGCGAGUGUGUCCACAAGGCUACACCUGCUGUACAAACCAGAUAGAGGAGAGUCUGACCAACCUGAGUAGGAGAGACUUUGAGGAGCAGGUGAAAGGAUCUGGACAGGCGUUACAAAUCUCCCUCAACAGCGAGUUCAAAAGCUUUGAUGUUUACUUUCGGGAGCUGCUGAACCGCUCGGAGGUCUCUCUCCACGACUCCUUCCAGUCCACUUUUGGUCCUCUAUAUUCCCAGAAUGCCCGGCUUUUCCAGGAUCUGUACUCCGACCUGCGCCGAUACUACCGCGGUUCCAACCUCAACCUGGAGGAGGCGCUCAACGAGUUCUGGUCGCGCCUCCUGGAGAGGCUGGUGCGAGCCCUGAACGGACGGUACAGCGUGAGCGAGGACUAUCUGGAGUGCGUGGUCAAACAGGCGGAGACGCUGCGGCCGUUCGGCGAGGCCGUGAGAGAGUUCAAGCUCAAGGUCACCCGCACCUUUGUGGCUGCCAGGUCCUUCGUGCAGGGGCUGGUCAAGGCUGGGGAGGUGGUGCGGAAAGUGUCCCAGGUUCCUUUGAGCACAGAGUGUAUACGAGCACUUAUGAAGAUGACGUACUGUCCCCAAUGUAGAGGAUUCGUCUCGGUCAAACCGUGCGUCCCCUACUGCAAAAACGUAAUGAAGGGCUGUCUUGCCAAUCAAGCAGAUCUGGACACAGAGUGGAAGAAUCUAGCAGGUUCUAUGCUACAGGUGGCUGAACGGCUAGAUAAACCCUACAGUGUGAAUGCUGCCAUUCUGUCUUUGCCCAGGCGUAUUGCAGAGGCCAUUGUGUACAUGCAAGACAACCUGAACACUUUUAAUAGCAAGGUGUUCCAGGCGUGCGGUAUUCCUCCAGAGAGCUCCAACCCACAGGAGCCAGUGAAAAAUAGCAAGAACCUUGUAGAGGGCACAGGAAACACCUCAGGAGCCAGGCUGGAGAAACUGUUAUCAGAUGUGUCUCGUAAACUGAGGGAUAUAAUGCAGUACUGGAUCCAAUUACCCAACAAACUUUGCACAGAACCUGAAGCCAGAGGACGUAAUGAGAACAACUGCUGGAACGGCAUGACUGUAGACAGGUAUCUCCCAGAGGUGAUGGGAAACGGACUGGCCAAUCAGAUCAACAACCCAGAGGUGGAGCUGGACAUCACCAAGCCGGAUAUGACCAUAAGACAACAGAUCAUGCAGCUCAAAAUCAUGACGAGUCGACUGAAGAACGCCAUCAACGGCAACGACGUGGAGUUUCAGGAUGCCAGUGACGACAUCAGCGGCUCAGGAAGCGGAAUGUGUCACGACAGUCACUGCAACCAGCCGGACAUAGUUUCCAUCACGCACAGACCAGACGUGCGCCCCGUCUUUCCCGAAAACAAGGGCGCGAAAGGCGACGGGAGACGGAUCCUCCCGAACUCCGCCCUCUACGCGCUCCCGUUGGUCACGCUGCUGCUCAGGCGAUAAUCGACGCAUGGUUCGGGCGAACGGGACUUCGAACGGGACAGGGGACAGAC